Polyodon spathula (Mississippi paddlefish) is the source of this 1301-nucleotide messenger RNA. RefSeq names its product phosphatidylinositol glycan anchor biosynthesis, class H (gene pigh). The coding region runs from base 407 to 946 and encodes 179 amino acids. NCBI's taxonomy places the organism in Eukaryota, Metazoa, Chordata, Actinopteri, Acipenseriformes, Polyodontidae. Gene Ontology annotation, biological process: GPI anchor biosynthetic process. The record is from RefSeq and is a predicted model, not a curated record. Gene Ontology annotation, cellular component: glycosylphosphatidylinositol-N-acetylglucosaminyltransferase (GPI-GnT) complex. The transcript is spliced from 6 exons.
AGAGUUUAGAGCUGUACAUGUGCAAGUUUCUUUAGGGGCGGUACAGGGGACGGAAAUAGAAUAGGUAGCGAUAUGGUUAGGUAUAUUGGGAAAUUAGUUAGAAAAUUAAGGAGAUUUAAAAAUUAAUUUAAAAAAAAAAAACAAAGGAUGUAAAAUUGCAGUAAAAGGGUUGUGCUCAUAAUAAUGAAUACAAAAAAUACACACAAACACUCAGUAGGUGGCGACAGUAAGCUUUGUUUAAAAGCUUAGUGGCCACUAAUUAAACAGAAAAAGAAGACUUCACCGGCAAGAACUACAUCUCCCAUGUUGCAAUUCAAAUUCUUGACCUGCGUGAGUCCAUAACAUUGCGGCAGAGCUGUUUAUCUUUGGUUCAGCUUGUGACUGUGUAAGCUGAUAUAUCAUAACAAUGACAGAAGAGGAAUUCUCCGAUAUAAACGGAAAUACGAUCUCACUGGAUUGCCAGACUCAUUCAAAGUUUUGCAAGGAGUUCACUGUAAGCGUCCCUAAACUGUCUCUGCGGAAAGUGAUGAACUACACCUGCUUAGUGUGGCUGACUGCGUAUGCUGUGUUUUUUGCUACUGACAAUAGCAAUGUCUUGUCAGCAGCUAUUAUUGUAACCCUUGUCGGGAUGAUGCUUCACCUUCAUUUUGUGAAAGUAGACCAUGAGUCAAUGUUAAUUAUCGGCUCCCUUGGGAUUCAGAUGUCUGCCUCAUAUGCCUCCGGCAGGGAGAGCACGUCCUUCAUAGAAAUGAGCAAGGUCAAAGAUAUUGUUAUUAAUGAAGCCAUUUAUAUGAGCCUUCAGAUCCGGAUGGAGUCAGUGCUGUUGUACCGCUAUUCCAGAGCUCCAAGCCUCGUCUCAGUUGCUUGGAAGAAGUCUAUAAAAGUUGUCAAGACAUUCUGGGGCAAAGUUAAGAGCAUCAGUAUAAAGGGGAAGGAUGAAAGCUGAAGAUAUGUGUGCCUAGAGGAAUAUCCAGCCGAAGACAAAUAAUUAUAGAGUAGUACACCAGUAGCAAAAGUAUAUUUUGGAUGAUACCAAUGACACACUGAGGGUCCUAACCAGUAUGCAACAAUUUAUAAACUCUAAGCAAAGUAAACUUCUUUUCCAAAUAUGCACUGUUCUCAAUGAGUGUAGUGCUGUUAAGGUUAGACUGUGCACACAGUAAAUCAUAGUUUAGGUUAGAAAAAGGCAAAUCAGGAUUAUGCUGUUGAGCCAUGCAUUAGGUUGCUACUAUAACGUAGCUCCGCCUUUGAAAUACCUCAUCAUGAUUAUUAAAAGCUGUGCCAUUUUAUACCACUUUUUA